AUGGCUGAUCAACUUCUGAACAAUUUAAUAACAGCUGUUAAUAACCUGAGAGACAAUGCGGAUGGAAACAACACAAAUCCAAGUGCUUCUCAAAGACAACAACAAGCAGCAACAAAUUCAGAGACUACAAGUCAAGCUUUACAUCGACUUUAUCCAAGUAUCAACCAACUGGCAGUUCCGAAUCCAGGACACAUGUCGAGUUACUCAAGUGGGACAUCGACUCAACAAGGCCAACAAGCUGGUCGUUCAUCUCUGAAUGAUUUGACAAGAUUUAACCCAAGGGCUAACUAUCGUCCUAACAAGAGAAUAAAUCUGAUUCGCCAUAAUAAAAGGCAGAAAUGCGAAAAUAGUCGGUCAUCAAAGUCUACAUUUAAGGAUGUUAUUUUGCUUCCGAGUCCGUCGAACAAUAUCGUACCUCUUGGCAAAGUAAGAGAGAAAUUAUACACAGAAGGCUUCGCCAAAUCAGCUGAGGAAAUUUUGGAUGACAUGAGCAAACAAACUAUCAGAGAAAAGUUUUCCACGAUAUUCCAAAGUCGACUGGAUGGUCUACCAGAACCAAAGUUUGACUUUGUCCGCGCAAUUGGAAACAAAAUAAUACCAGUCAGUUCAGCUGGUCCGUUUAAUGGAAAAUUGCUUGAGUAUUUAGCUAGACAAGGAGCAAUUUACAUACGAGCACAGGCUGAUGUUGAAGGAAAUUGGAGGAGAUGGUUCAAGGAAUUAACUGAAGAAAACCAGAUUAAGGUCUCGACUUCUGAUGAGUCAGAAGACGGUGAGUUGCCAUGUGCAUUUGACACUGACAAUGAAUGUGACACUGCCAACGAUAAUGCCACAAUAGUCUGCGAGUCACAACCCCUUGUUGUUGAUGACAGCCCUGCCAGUACCAGUAGCAUUUCAGAGUCACCCCUACCAGCCACUCCUCUCAUAUGUUGCCCAACAUGCAGCAACUUUUUCCACCUGACACUAUAGCCCAACAUGCAGAUUUAUGUGCUGAUGAAGUGAGUGGCACACCAGCAACAAGGCAUCGAUAUGUAGACCUACUGGGAGAUGAUGACAUGAAUCAAAUAUUUGAAAACUUUGGCAAUGCAGAUGAAAUAGUUGAGGAUGAUGGUAAUCCACCAUCCAUGGAUGCAGAUGCAAGCAAUGUCAAAGCGAAACUAUCAGCAGUGCUUACAGAUUUGAAAGAAAAUAUGAGUAACACUGAAAACCGUUUACAUAUACGAUGCAAAAAGCUUUGGGAUGACCUCCUUGAUGCACGAAAGUCUUCUAAGUGGUUCAAACCAGAUGGUGUAUUGAGAAUUGUGUUCAUUGGUGAGCCAGCAGUGGAUGGGGGAGCCCUAAAAGAGAAUUUCUUACUGGUAAGUUGAGAGAUGUGGUUAUUGCAUUUGAGAUGUGGUAAUUUGAGAAUGGGAGACAUUGUUUUAUCAACAUAGCAAUACCACUAAUUAAGAAGCUAUUACCAUAGUUAUCAGUAUUAUUCCACUCCAGGCCAGGGUGACAUAGGAGUGUCAUUUCUUCUCUUGAAAAUUAACCAGUCUGUGCUCAUGGAAGAUGAAGUUUUGUCAGUUCUUGGUAGUAUUGGUUACAGAGGAAUUCCAUCUAGAGACAAGUUAUCAUCUAAACAUAAGUUGAUAAAGUAUGUAAUUUAUGUGAUACAAACAAACGUGGUAGGAAUCCCAGCUUGAAACACAGUUUGAAUUAAUGUAAUGGCAUAGUCAACCAAACAAAUUAAAAGGAAUAUUUUAAGUUCAGAAUAAAUGAAAAACAUUACAAAUACUGAGCAAUUAACUAUUUACACAUGACAAAACCAUCUGAGGAGGGAAAGAAUCAAAGGACAUAUUGUAAUUAAGAUGUGAUAUAUUGUAAGCUGCAUGUAGUGUAUAGACGUGUGAUUGUUUGCGCAAGAAAUUUACUAGACAAAUGAAUGUAUCUGAAAUGUUUGGAAAACCCUGGCUGUAUUAAAUUUAAAACAACCUCAUUUGCCAGAUAUCUAUAAUUGUUAUCUGAUCAUAAUAAUUGUCUCCUCUGCAGGCAACUCAGUGGCAAUUAAACAGCAAAAUUAUGCCAAAUUUAUAACGGGGUUCAAUGAUAAUUCGCACAAGUAAGAACUAGAAUUACUUUCCCUAUUACAGUCCAUAGUACAAUUGCAUGUCUGCCAAGUAUUGUGAAAUCCUGCUGUUUCCUGCAUAGGAGGGUAUCAUAAUAACACCAUAUGAAAGAAAUUUGUCAUGAUACUUUUGUAACAAGUUAACAACAGAUUGUAAUACCUGACAAAAAUAACAAUGCAUGCAAAUUUGGUAUUUUUCUUUAUACAGGUCGAUUUAUAUCAAAUCAUGUAUUGAACCCAAAAUCCCAAUGAUUAAAGAGCUUGAUAAAGAGCUAAGUUAAAUACAGCCAAUCCCAGUUACUUAAAGAAAAAGAUGUGUUCAAAUAUUUUUCAGACAUGGUGCAAAACAUAGCACACUUGGGUGAGUGCUAGUGUUCCAGGAUAUUUGUCCCCCAGACCAUAUUUCCUAAAACUGUUGCUGUCCCUGUCCCCCACCCUCCCCUCCCCUCCCCAGGUGUUUGGUCUUGAAAACUUCUUGAUGUAACAAUAUUAGUGUUGUGGCUUUUGCUCUUAGUAAUAUAUAAAACAGUACUAUUAACUAUUUUUUCUCAGGUAAAUUUAUUUACAUACACAUGUAAACUUGAUGCGUCAUAGAACUCGACACAUUUGUUAUAUUGCUAUUAAUCCAUUAAGCUGCAGAGAUUCCCAUUGACAAAUAAAAUCGUCCACGACAUGAGACAUGUAAAAAAAAUAAUUAGAGCGCACAGUGGGGCGCAUUGUGGCUCAAUGGAUUAACUAGAGACAUAUUGUCAGAUGUUUCUGGUUAACCCAUCAAGCUGCAGAGCUUCCCAUUGAUGAGUAAAAUCGUCCGGCGUUAGACAAGUAAAAAAGUAAGGGUGCGCUGGGGCUCAAUGGAUUAAUCAACAAGAUUGACAUAGUUUCAGACAAUAACUAGCAUAUUUAUUCUACCUUGCAGAAAUCCCUGAGGCCUUGUAACUGGUACGAAUCAAAUACCUCCAUUAGGCUUUCCAAAAAAUAUAUCAGUGGGGUUUCAGCAUGGAUGUCUCCCUUCUUGCAAAUGCAGACCAAAAGCUUCGACAUGUUCACUUACCUUGACUUUACCAAUCCAUGCUGAUAGGUCUGCUGCAAUGCAAGAGUUGUUCAUAUGGAUUUGGAAAUGUAUAGACAUGUCGAACAUAUUUUCUAAUACAGUUAAGUUAGUUAAUUAUUUUAAUGUUGCUGCCUAAUUAUAUUCAAAAGCAGCUGGUUUAAGUUGUCAUUAUUUCAGUUUAUAUCAUAGUUGAUACUAUAAUGCAUUACAUACUGUUCCAAGAGAAAUUAGACUAUGCAACAAUAAAGUACCUGUGCAAGACAUUAGUGUGCUGAGUUAAGGCAUGCAGUGAUGAAAUAAUUAGAAAAACACAAAGAAAUGUAGCAACUGCCCAGAUAUUUGAACAAAGUUGUUAUGGGCCUAAUCAAUCAUAGUGUUACAACUCUUGUCAAAGCCUUUGGCAGUUACUCUACUCCUUUUCUUCUGAUUUGUGUCUGCAUAAACAAAUGCUUAAUGCCACAAUUAUUAUACAGACUGUAUGCAUAAAUGCCUCACCCAAUACAUUUCCAUAUUGAAGUUAGCCUGAAUCGAUCCCCAAAGCUCAUACAUAGUCUUGCUUUGUGUUUGAAAUGUGAUGGAAUCAAAUAAUCAACUAUCUUCAUCCUGCAUUGAUGAAUUUAGAACUUAUGCCAACAAUCAUAAUUGUCCAACUAUCCGAAAGUACGUCUAAUAAGUAUUUUUAAAAUAUGAACACAGAAGACAAUGUAAUGAACAUUGAGAAUACACUUAUUAACAUCUAGUAAGUUUGUUAAUAUUGCACACGUUCUUACUUGUGUUCAACGCCAAGGCAGAUGCACUGUUUUGCAGCUUUAAUUUGAUUAUAAUAAAGGUUUGACAAGCAAUAUUAGUAUUAAGUGACUGCAGGAUAAAAAUGGUUGAUUACUUUUCUCUUUUCCAAAUUUGAAGACAAGACUGUGAAUUGGGCUUUUGAGAUUCCACACCAACUUAUGCCCUGUGUUUCAACAAGAGAUUUGCUGUAAAUGAAUUAUGGGGGAAUUUUACCCCUACAUUUCCCUAUAUACUGUAAGCCCUGGGUAUUGUAACAGAUGCCAUUGACAGCAUAUUAAUGUCUUUUGAUUACAUGUAAUUAUCUGUGUUAAUGUUUAAUAUUAUUGCCUUAAUAAAAUGUUCCUUACAUUCCUGUUAAUUUCUUCAUAUAAACAUAUUCCAUGGUUUCCAUCAUCUGCUAAAGGAUUAACCACAUUAACUAAAACAUUGUAGUCAUUAUCUGAAAGCUCAACAGUUGACCUUGGUACCUGGACAUCAUUCCGUGUUUGGAGUUCAGGCAAUGGCCCAUCAUCAUCAAUGCCAUAAAGGAAGAAGUUGGCAUUGUCUGGAUCUAUCAGUUCCUGUACCGUUGUGUAAUCAGAGUUUGUAACCUGAUAAAAUCCUUCGGUCCACUUUUGCAACGGGGUACGAUUUCCUUCACUCGACAAUGGGUGGUUGUUCCAUUGGCUCACAAAAUGAUCCAAUGCCAUAUUAAUGCGAGGUAGGUAGGUAAAGUGCAAUGCAUACAUAUUAAUCUCAUCAUUUGGAUCAAGUAAAUGUAUGGAUUCGAGGUAAAAGAAGAGAUUUCUGUAGUAUGAUAAUACAAAUGAAAACACGUCACACCAUAAGCGUUCUAUUCUUUGAUUAUGCACAGACUGGCCUGUAAUCACCGGGUUUGCAGAUGGACCAUAUCUGUGUAGCAUUUCUCUUGCAACAGCAAUAUUCUCUGUUCCAUGAUCUGUUCGGAUUCUUCGUGGGUAAUGAAAUACACGAGUAGCUGCUUGGAACAAGUUUAAUACCGUACAUGACUUGUUGUUGGUAGAUGCUUUCAGGAAAACGACAGCCCUGGAAAACCCAUCGAUCCGUCCAUGAAUAACAAUUCUGGCGCCAUGUUAUUAAUUUAUGAUUUCCAUCUAAAUGCCUGUCAAACAAACACAUUAACAAACAAAUAAAUAAGUAAAUCAAUAAAUGGUAUCUUAGGACAUAAUUUCAGCAUAGUGGACUUUAAAGUAACUUCAAUAUAUUUCGAACAAGUUGUAUAUCAGUCGAACAAGUUGUAUAUCAGUCGAACAAGUUGUAUAUCAGUCAAACAAGUUAUAUAUUUCGAACAAGUUGUAUAUUUCGAACAAGUUAAUUGUAUAUUUCGAACAAGUUAUAUUUUUCGAACAAGUUGUAUAUUUCGAACAAGUUGUAUAUUUCGAACAAGUUAUAUAUUUCGAACAAGUUGUAUAUUUCGAACAACUUGUAUAUUUCAAACAAGUUGUAUAUUUCAAGACAAGUUGUAUAUUUCGAACAAGUUGUAUAUUUCGAACAAGUUGUAUAUUUCGAACAAGUUGUAUAUCAGUCGAACAAGUUGUAUAUAAACUGGAACAAGUUGUAUAUUUCAAAACAAAAGUUGUAUAUAUAUCAUACAAGUAUUUAAUAUCAAACAAAAUAAGUUUUAUAAACAUGUAACAAACAUUAUUUAACAAGAACUAGUAUCAAUAAUUCCACUAUAAGUAAUAUUGUCCGGUUUGGCACACCAUACCAAUCCACCACUUCUCAUCGUAUCUGCAUGCGACAUACUCAUUAAGAGGUAUGGCUUCUGUGGUCACCCCAUCCAUAUCUGGGAUGUUCUUUUUUCGCUUGAGGUAUUUGGUCCGACAUUUAGAAAAACAAGAAUGUGAUGUUACGUUAUCAAUAGCCCCAACCAGCAAGUCGAUAAAUUUGUCAACGCUCAAAGUUUGUGCAACCAUCUUGGAGCGUCUUGGAGUUUGCAACCAUCUUGCAGUUUGCCAUUGUUGAAAUGCGAUCUUCAUGUUCUUCCAGCGGUGUUUCAAGGUAUUCCCAUAAAGAAUCUGCCCUGGACAUUUGUCGCACCUGUGAAUCAUACAAGUUUUACUGUCAUAAUCUGUGACUGUCACAAUCUGUGACUGUCACAAUCUGUGACCUGUCUUUGAGGCAUUAACUAAAAGUUUGGCGUUUUGGUGAAUUGUGCAUACGCAAACAGAAUACCUGCCAAUUGAGCCAACUGUAAUUUUGGAUGCAAUACAAAACUUAAAAAACCCAAUCUUUACUUCUGGGUUUUGUUCUUUAAAGAGUACAUACAGCCCUUUCAGGUUGCAUAAAAGCAAUUGCUUUUGCUUGUGCACAUUCCGUUUAAUGCUCACAAAGUCCUUUUUACCUGGCAUUAAACACGAGUGUGUGUCAUCUUCAAAGAAUAGCUGGAUUUUCUCUGUUGUGCUUGCUGGAAGAGGUUUACCUCGGUUUUCGCCAGGCGUACCAAGUACACCACGAGUGUUUUUUCAAUUCACAAGAUUGUCUAAUUAGAUAUCCAGACACACCAAAAUACAAGGCUGCUUUUAGUAUUGACCAAGACUCGAAAGGCGUGAAAGUAAGGAUUUUCAUUUUCUCUUCAGGUGUGGUAGUUCCUAAUAACAGUUUGUCUCGCAUUUGAUCCGUCAGCUUGUCUAGGUCACUCGCCUUUAUCUUCAUUUCUUCAGAUACAGACCCUCUCGAGCACUCCUCGUUUUCUGCUACCAAACUACUUCUACACCAACAGCUGCUGCAAAUGACCAUUUGAGACAGCCUACAGUUCUAUCUAGAUUUCAUUAAAAUAAUAUACUCUCAUCAGUGAUGCAUUCCUUCUUUCCUCCACUCCACAGAAGAACCUUCCGCUUUUCAUCUGUGAAAUCUGCAAGACUCUUGAAACCAGUUAUCUGCACAUAUGAUAUUUUAUGGCAAUCUCCUGGAUUUACACCAAAACAAGAAGGUUCAAUUUCUCCCUGCAAAAAAUGCAACUAAUACUGUGUUCAUGCAAUAACUUUUAUAAUUUCUUUACUUGUCACUCAAUGUGAAUUUUAACUAUAACACAGUUGUAUUAGAGGCCACAUAUUAAUCUUUUGAUUUAUGACAUAUGAUUGAUACUAAUGCUAUAAAUUUACAUUUUCAAAAUAUGUCACUGAAUUACAACCUGUAUUUUGUUUUGUAUAUUCUUGUGUUUUAGAAAUCACCAAAGUUUUGACUAAGAUUGGAAAAGUGAGUGGAAAUGAGAUUGUGAAUGAGUGGAUUAAACCAUGUGCAAACCACUUAUUUUGGAGUGCCAUGACAACACAAGAUGGAAAUGGUAAGGUUACUUGGGCUAAGUUUUCAUCAUUCUUCAGCCAUGUUGUUAACAAGCACAAACACCUUGAUGGAGAUGAGAUUCAACCACGCAAGUGGCUAGAUGAUCGAAGGUGAGUAGCUACAAUGUCCUGUAUAUCUGUGAUACAGUAUGGUAACUGUACUAUACAGGCCCUCUGGGAUCUAUAUAGAUGAAUAAUAGCAUAUGUUCCUAACAUGCAGGUGCAAUUAUAGUUUCAAUUGUAAAAUAAAAUUGUUUUUGUAAUCUCCAUGGUAGACUCCAUUGCAUAUGAGAAAAUGCUGGCUGCCCUUGCAAAUACCAAGUUGAUCAAUGGUAUAAAGAAGGCAUCUCCUUUUGGUCAGACAAGUGCUCUAGAGGGAUUCCAUACAGUGCUCAACCAAUUUUCACCAAAAAUUAUUGGGUACAGCUAUCGAGGAAUGUUUUGCAGGAAUAGACACAUUAAACAUUAUGGCAGUGACUUUGCAUGUUUUAUGUAUUUAACAAGGCAAUUUGCUUUGAAAUAUUUAGGCAUGUACUUGCUGUUAUUCAUUUUAACAAAAAUUUAAAUCGGAGCAACAGAAUGAAGAAUGGGGUUGAGCAACUUCAUGUUGUGUACCCAAAAUUGAAGAACAGAGAGGCUGUUGUUAGAAAUGUAAAGGUGCAGCAAAAUUUUGGUAUGUACACCACAUAUAUAUUCUCUUCACAUCCCAACACUUUUUACUGAGUAGAAAGAUCUAUAUUUGUACAAGUCAGACGUGCACAUAGCUUAUUGACUAUCUAUCUGGCACUCCUUUAAUAAUUACAUUGUUAUAUUAUUGCCUUUCUUGAAGAUUAUGUAGAGGAAAUAUAUGAGACAAUGAUUGAUGCAAUCUUGAACAAAAAAUUAAAGAAGGCAAUUAAAGAACUAAAAGAUUUAACACCACCCCCAAUGAACAAAAUGCUUGACCAGCAGGCACAUGCAGAGGCCAUCAAGAAGAAGAAAAGAAGGGAAAGCAUGCCUAUUGUUGAUGUGCCACCAACAAAUCCUGGUAGGUUGGUUUACUUGCUCUAGUAGCCUUGUAUCCAAUGCUAAGUUAAUUAAAUGUAUAUUUACAUGCUGCGAUUUAUCAUAUCUGUAUGAUUUGUAUUACUACAUUAAAUUACUGUUUCGGUAGUUUUUAUUGAAAUUAUUUAGCAUUAUCAGCAAUAUGAUACCUUACUUUCCCAUCACCCCCUGCCCGCAUAAACUAAAAGCUGGAAUUGCCUAUUGUUUAUACAAAAUAGAUUAUUAUCCAAGUGUUUUUCAGUUUUUGUAAAAAAUAAAUCAAAUUAUGUUACUAUGUGCUAUAAACGUUGAUAAUUUUAUGUGACAUUAAUUAAAAUGCUGUAUAUUUACAGUGAGGUUAGUCUUCUUCCUCUAUAUCUUCAUAUCCUUUGGAUGUGCGGAUAGUAUGGUAAGCACAAGCUGGCAAUGGUAUUCGCUUGUCUUUUAAACGGCCAUGAACAAGUCGUGUGAAUUAUCUGUAUGCCACCACACGAAGAAACCUAAAAACACAGAGCCACAGGAUUAUAUAUUUACUUUUUAUAGUACAAAGGUUGCAUAUAUAUAAUGUUUUAUAUUUUAAUAUAUAAGUGGAAACUAAUUAACCUAUCCUUUGAAUCAACUUGUCAAUAUUUCUGUCCAGUACGCAUUUUAAAAUUAUCCGAAGUGAGUUCCAGAGACCAUUUGUUGAGACAAAUUGCGUCGAAUCCAGGGUGAUUUGUGAUGCACAUUUGUUGGGUGUUCGUGGCGUCGUCAUCAGAAAACUCUGA
This is a messenger RNA of Paramuricea clavata, 9036 nucleotides long. NCBI's taxonomy places the organism in Eukaryota, Metazoa, Cnidaria, Anthozoa, Malacalcyonacea, Plexauridae. The record is from the annotation of a GenBank genome assembly.